Panicum hallii is the source of this 720-nucleotide messenger RNA. RefSeq names its product citrate-binding protein-like. The transcript is spliced from 2 exons. The record is from RefSeq and is a predicted model, not a curated record. The coding region runs from base 1 to 720 and encodes 239 amino acids. NCBI's taxonomy places the organism in Eukaryota, Viridiplantae, Streptophyta, Magnoliopsida, Poales, Poaceae.
AUGGCCUCCUCCCCCCUCCGCACCCUCGCCAGCGGCGUUGUAGAGCGCACGGCAGCUAUGCUAGUACUACUACUAAUCAUCCGCGUCGUGGUCGCCCCUGCGCCUGCCGUGGCCGUCGACGGCGACUGCAACCUCACCGCCGGGUUCGUCCAGGUGGACCUCCCGGAGGGCAACUUCGUGGUGCAGAGCCCCUACGACGUGCCGGAGAACCAGCGCUACAGCUACGACGUCGCCACCGGCGUGCGCACCUUCUGGGUGUACGCCGACGACAAGCCCUUCAACACCGUCACCAGCACCAAUCCUCGCACCGAAGUCCGCCUCGCCGGCCACGACUACUCGUCGGGGGUGUGGCAGUUCGAGGGCUACGGCUACGUGCCGUCGGGGACGUCGGGCACGUCGGUGAUGCAGAUCCACAACGAGGACGCCGGCACGCACGCCACCACGCUGAUGCUGCACGUGUACAACGGCACGCUGCGGUACUACAGCGGGGCGGCGGUGGAGGACGGCAUCUACGACCGUUGGUUCCGGCUCAACGUGGUCCACGACGUCGGCGCGUCGACGGUGGCCGUGUUCGUCGACGGCGCGCCGAGGCUGGCCGUGAACGUGACGCCGAGCGCGUCGCACUACUUCAAGUUCGGGGUGUACGUGCAGCACCACGACGUGUCCCCGCGCGUGGAGUCGCGCUGGAGGAACGUCACCGUCUACACCAAACCCUACUAG